Molecule: messenger RNA, 2055 nt
Organism: Nomascus leucogenys (northern white-cheeked gibbon)
Lineage: Eukaryota; Metazoa; Chordata; Mammalia; Primates; Hylobatidae
Product: mucin-5AC
Exons: 6
Coding region: 1-2055 (684 amino acids)
Source: RefSeq, a predicted model, not a curated record
AUGGCUGCAAGACCCCCAAACCAGAACAUCAGCUCCUCCCCGGGACUGCGGAUGCAAGACCCUCAAACCGGAAAAUCAGCUCCUCCCCGGGUCUGCGGCUGCACGACCUUCAAACCAGAACAUCAGCUCCUCCCAAGACCCUCAAACCAGAACAUCAGCUCCUCCCCGGGUAUGCAGCUGCAAGACCCUGAAACCGGAACAUCAGCUCCUCCCCAGGUCCAUGGCUGCAGGACCGUGCAACUGGAACAUCAGCUCCUUCACGGGUCUGUAAGACCCUCAAACCCGAAUAUCAGCUCCUCCCUGGUCUGCAGCUGCGAGACCCUCAAAGCAGAACAUCAGCUCCUCCCCAGGUCUGCAGCUGCAAGACCCCCAAUCCGGAACAUCAGCUCCUCCCCGGGUCUGCGGCUGCAAGACCCUCAAACCGGAACAUCAGCUCCUCCCCGGGUCCGCAGAUGCAAGACCCUCAAACCGGAAUAUCAGCUCCUCCAGCGGUGCGCGGCUGCACCAUCCUCAAACCGGAACAUGAGCUCCUCCCAGGAUCAGCGGCUGCACGACCCACAAACAGGAACAUCAGCUCCUCCUCGGGUCCAUGGCUGCACCACCCUCAAACCGGAACAUCAGCUCCUCCCCGGGUCUGCGGCUGCAAGACCCCCAAACCGGAACAUCAGCUCCUCCGCGGGUCUGCGGCUGCAAGACCCCAAAAGCGGAACAUCAGCUGCUCCCCAGGUCUGUCGCUGCAAGACCCCCAAACCGGAACAUCAGCUCCUCCCUGGGUCUGCAGCUGCAAUACUCCCAAACGGGAACAUCAGCUCCUUCCCAGGUCUGCAGCUUCAAGACCCCCAAACGGGAACAUUAGCUCCUCCCCGGGUCCGCGGCUGCACGACCCACAAACCGGAACAUCACUGCCUCCCCGGGUCUGCCACUGCACGACCCUCAAACCGGAACAUCAGCUCCUCCCUGGGUCUCUUCUCCCCGGGUCCGCGGUUGCGGGACCCUCAAACCGGAACAACGGCUCCUCCCCGGAUCUGCGGCUGCAAGACCCCCAACCAGAACAUCAGCUCCUCUGCGGGUCUGCAGCUGCAAGACCCCAAAAGCAGAACAUCAGCUGCUCCCCAGGUCUGUCGCUGCAAGACCCCCAAACCGGAACAUCAGCUCCUCCCCGGGUCUGCGGCUGCAAUACUCCCAAACGGGAACAUCAGCUCCUUCCCAGGUCUGCGGCUUCAAGACCCCCAAACGGGAACAUUAGCUCCUCUCCGGAACAUCGGCUCCUCCCCGGGUCUGCGGCUGCAAAACCCUCAAACAGGAACAUCCGCGCCUCCACAGGUCUGCGGCUGCAAGACCCUAAAACCGGAACAUCAGCUCCUCCCCGAGUCUGUGGCUGCAAGACCCUUAAACUGGAACAUCAGCUCCUCCCGGGGUCUGCGGCUGCAAGACGCCCAAAUCAGAACAUCAGCUCCUUCCCGGGUCGCAGCUGCAAGACCCUCAAACAGGAACAUCAGCUCCUCCACGGCUCCGCGGCUGCAAUACUCUGAAACCGGAACAUCAGCUUCUCCCCGGGUCUUCGGCUGCAAGACCCCCAAACUAGAACAUCGGCUCCUCUCCACGUCUGCAGCUGCAACAUCCUCAAACUGGAACAUCAGCUCCUCACCAGGUCUCCAGCUACACGGCCCUCAAUCUACAACAUCAAUGCCUCUCCGGGUCUGCAGCUGCAGGGACCUCACGGUAGAACAUCAGCUACUCCCCGAGCUAGAACACCUCUCCCACCUGGAUCUCCAGCUCCACGACACUCACACAACAGCCACACUGGCUCCUUCAUUGUCUUCAGCUCCUCAACCUAAGACAUCAGCGGCAGCACCGGCUCCUCCCUGGACGUCCAGCUCAAUGACUCUCAGACUUAAAAGGCAGCACCUGUUGCUCCCCAAGGCCCCAUCUCCACCACCCUCAGAUUUGAACAGCGGUAGCACCAGCUCCUCUCCAGGUCUUCAGCCCCACGACCCUCCCGGAACAAUCCCUUCUCAUGAAAUUCAGCAGUCAACAAAACUGCAGCUGAAGUAA